GCAUAGAUUCGUUAAGUUGCCUCAAAUGCCCGAAGGGCAAAAUGUGCAGAAAUAUUAGCCCCGCGUAGCAGGGCUCCGUCGACCCAGGGAACGAGACAAAGAUUUUCAUCUUUCACGAUCUGCCUGAUCUUACGAUAGGCCGCCGACAUAUCGUUUACAACCAUUGACAUAUAGGUAUAUCUAAAUCUUAAUAAAUCAAAAAAUAUAUAUACAUAUCUAGUCAAUGUUUACAAUAUUGACACAUCAUACCGGAUGCAUCCGAAAAUAUCAUUGGAAAAUAUAGGGCCAAAUUAGCUGCGAAAUGGACUCUACAGUUUGACUGAGGUAGAGGCAGACCAAAAUGAAAAUGGGGAAACUAUUGACUCGUAUUGAAGCUCCUAGGGCAGACUGACUGUGUCACCUGUAUCGCGGAAGACAAGAAAAGUCACGCGAACCUAAUUUACACAAAACAAAUAUCACAAACUCAUCAGGGUCAAACAUUCACCCGAACCCAGAAAUACAAGAUUCCGCGUACAAAAACUAGUAUCAUCCACCGUCACGGCGGCGUUCGCCAAAAUAACCGCGAGUAAUUUUACAUUUUCGCUUCAGAUUUGAGUCCGCCGCUGGGCCGGCGAGAGCGUCGCGCGCCAUUGCAAAAUUAAUUUAAAAAUAUAACGCGUUUCGUUAUUGCAGUGUUGUUGCUAAAUAUAGUUUUGUGUUGUGGAUCAUGAUUUUAUAUUGGUACAAUCAGGCAGAAAUCAACUAGGAUUCCACAAUAUUGUGUGAAGAUUAAAAAUAAAUGGCACCAGUGUAUGUUAUGUGAAAUUCUGUGAGCGUGCGAGAGAGACAACGACGGUGGCUGAAGAGAGACAGAAAAUGUCGCUAGUCGCGCCACGGCGGGUCCAGUUGGACUGGGCUCCUUCAAUCAUACCAUGGGAGAAAGAACCAACCUGCGAGAGGGAUUCCUCAUUCAAACAGGCGCCGCACCAGUCCAACGGAUCCGAGUCCUCCUCAUCAUCAGCGGACACCGACUCCCAGGGCUCAGGGUCAGACGCGCGGCCGCAGCGACAUGUGCCCCAGCGUGAAGAGAGGCGAUUUGAAGCCGCCCUCGCCCCUCGGGUGCAAGCCAACCCACUAUUAAGGUCCCGGACUCUACCAAACUUCGGUGGUAAACGCGAGCGCUCUGUGUCCCGCUGCGAUACAUCGCGCCGCGCCCACCACAUCACCAUGGCCAGCGAGGAUCUGCUCCAGCCCGGGCACGUGGUCAAGGAGAGAUGGAAGGUCGUGAAAAAAAUCGGUGGCGGCGGCUUCGGCGAGAUCUACGAGGGUUUGGACCUGGUGACCCAGGAACAGGUGGCCUUGAAGGUGGAAUCCGCGAGGCAGCCCAAGCAAGUGUUGAAGAUGGAGGUGGCUGUGCUGAAGAAACUGCAAGGAAAAGAGCAUGUCUGCCGCUUCAUAGGGUGCGGUCGGAACGCGCGUUUCAACUACGUAGUCAUGCAACUACAAGGAAGGAACCUUGCGGAGUUAAGGAGGGCGCAGCCGAGAGGCGCCUUUUCACUGUCCACCACACUCAGGUUGGGCCUGCAGAUACUCAAGGCGAUAGAUUCCAUACACUCAGUAGGAUUUUUACAUAGGGACAUUAAACCAAGUAACUUCAGCAUAGGCCGCCACCCGUCAAACUGUCGCAAAGUGUACAUGCUGGACUUCGGUCUCGCCAGACAGUACACCACCAGCAACGGCCAGGUCAGGCCUCCGAGGGCCGCGGCCGGUUUCAGAGGUACAGUCCGUUACGCGUCAAUAAACGCUCAUAAAAACAAGGAGAUGGGCCGCCACGACGACCUGUGGUCGCUGUUCUACAUGCUGGUCGAGUUCGUCAACGGACAGCUGCCGUGGAGGAAGAUCAAGGAUAAGGAGCAGGUCGGACUGAUGAAAGAGAAGUACGACCACCGACUCCUCCUCAAGCACCUGCCGUCAGAGCUCCGCCAGUUCCUCGAACACGUGCAGCAGCUGGAAUACGCAGACAGUCCAGAUUACUGCAUGCUGACUGCGCUUCUGGAGAGGUGCUGCAAACGGAGAGGCAUCAGGGACACCGAUCCGUAUGAUUGGGAGAAAGAUGCGGCGGCGGGCGGGGCCGCGCGCGCGCGCGCCGCCGCGCACGCCGCGCCCGAGCUCGCCGCGCCCACCGACAGCGUGCCCGACAACACCCGUCGUCGCCUAGAAAUGGAGGCGACGAUGGCCGGCACGGACACGGCGCCCGCGCUGCUGGCGCACAAACUGGAGAACAAACGGCCCGAGCCGGACAAACACGUCAAUGGAUACUCCACCACAGACAAGCCGACGGUGGAGAAGGAACCAGAGCCCAGGACCACUCCAGCGCCCUCACCCGACAGACAUGCCAAGGAAACCAGCACUUCAGUGGUGACCGGUACGACGGCCACGCGGCCCGAGCGGCAGAGCGUGCCGCCGUGCAAGCCGCGCGUCGGGCCCGUGGCAGAGCGUGCCGCCGUGCAAGCCGCGCGUCGGGCCCGGUACGUAGCACUAGGGGGCUCCUAUAGCACUUCAGUGGUGACCGGUACGACGGCCACGCGGCCCGAGUGGCAGAGCGUGCCGCCGUGCAAGCCGCGCGUCGGGCCCGGCGGGCCGACGCUGGCCCGGCUGCGCGUGGUGACGGCGCCGCCGUGCUGCGUGCAGGAGCUGGCGCGGCCCGACCACACGCCCGCCACCAGCAACCCGGCUGAAGCGGUCAGCCCUAGGAUCUUAGCCGACGUGGACAGCGUACACUCGGACACACAUUUCAAGAGAGGUACCCGCAGAACAGCGAGGGCUCGCGCCGACCAGAGCUACACACAAUUCGCCGUCAUGGACGAUGAAAACGUUUCUGCUCUACAACAGGUGACAAAGGGAGGUGCACUGACUCUAGUAUCUUUAUGGAAAUCUCAGUUCGACGAUUCAGAAGAGACCACAGAUAAUGAGUGGAAACAAGAACAGUUGCAGUCCCCGGAGCACCGCGCGGGCGCCAGCAACGCGCGCAGCAGCGCGGUGUCCAGCUCCGCCAACGCGCCGCGCACGCAGCGCGCCAACACUAAUGCUCAGCUCAACGCGAGAGAUCCUCCCCCCACCUUGCAGCCCUUGCCAGCGGCGGUCCCGCCGCCGGGGCCCGCGGCCGCGCCGGCGCCCCCGGCCCCGCCGGGCCCCCCGGCCCCGCGGCCGCGGCGCUGCCUGCACAUCCCCGGCAUCGAGGCCUUCCCCAAGCUGCGGCCCGCUUUACCUCGCAGCUGGACCUUACCCGCUAUUGGCGCGCACGUGCGCAAGCUGCGGCCGCCGCUCCUGCAGCAGGCCUCGUUCGACGGCGGCAGCGGCGGCUCGCUGCGGUACCGCGUGGACGUGAUGCGCGGCGUGGCCUCGCGCCACGAGGGGCCGGCCGCGCCCGGCCCGCUGCCUCGGGCCAGCAGUGCGCCCGUAAGUAUAACGUUCGACGGCGGCAGCGGCGGCUCGCUGCGGUACCGCGUGGACGUGAUGCGCGGCGUGGCCUCGCGCCACGAGGGGCCGGCCGCGCCCGGCCCGCUGCCUCGGGCCAGCAGUGCGCCCGUAAGUAUAACGUUCGACGGCGGCAGCGGCGGCUCGCUGCGGUACCGCGUGGACGUGAUGCGCGGCGUGGCCUCGCGCCACGAGGGGCCGGCCGCGCCCGGCCCGCUGCCUCGGGCCAGCAGUGCGCCCGUAAGUAUAACGUUCGACGGCGGCAGCGGCGGCUCGCUGCGGUACCGCGUGGACGUGAUGCGCGGCGUGGCCUCGCGCCACGAGGGGCCGGCCGCGCCCGGCCCGCUGCCUCGGGCCAGCAGUGCGCCCGUAAGUAUAACGUUCGACGGCGGCAGCGGCGGCUCGCUGCGGUACCGCGUGGACGUGAUGCGCGGCGUGGCCUCGCGCCACGAGGGGCCGGCCGCGCCCGGCCCGCUGCCUCGGGCCAGCAGUGCGCCCGUAAGUAUAACGUUCGACGGCGGCAGCGGCGGCUCGCUGCGGUACCGCGUGGACGUGAUGCGCGGCGUGGCCUCGCGCCACGAGGGGCCGGCCGCGCCCGGCCCGCUGCCUCGGGCCAGCAGUGCGCCCGUAAGUAUAACGUUCGACGGCGGCAGCGGCGGCUCGCUGCGGUACCGCGUGGACGUGAUGCGCGGCGUGGCCUCGCGCCACGAGGGGCCGGCCGCGCCCGGCCCGCUGCCUCGGGCCAGCAGUGCGCCCGUAAGUAUAACGUUCGACGGCGGCAGCGGCGGCUCGCUGCGGUACCGCGUGGACGUGAUGCGCGGCGUGGCCUCGCGCCACGAGGGGCCGGCCGCGCCCGGCCCGCUGCCUCGGGCCAGCAGUGCGCCCGUAAGUAUAACGUUCGACGGCGGCAGCGGCGGCUCGCUGCGGUACCGCGUGGACGUGAUGCGCGGCGUGGCCUCGCGCCACGAGGGGCCGGCCGCGCCCGGCCCGCUGCCUCGGGCCAGCAGUGCGCCCAGUCUAUCGAGUUCGUCAAGCACUACAGCGCCGCCGCGGAGGCCAGAGAAGCAGGACCCCCCGGAGGGCGCCACCGUCUCCAGUCGCCUUGAAAUACGAGUCCGGCCGCCCGACUCCGCCUCCCCUGGUCAUUCGGUGAAAAUCCAUUCUGUCGUGAGCGGAGGCGAACCAAUACGGAAUCACGAGGACGCCUCUAUUUACUACGACGCCACGGACCAUAGAGACAAGCGAUCGCUAACUCGCAGCGGCGAGAAGAGCCAGAGCCCAGCUGUAGAGAGGACCAGACUAGACACCAUACCAGAUAGAACCCCAAUUGUGAAACGGGAAGUCUCCAGCGCGGGCGGGGAUGGAUCUCAGAGCUUGAGAGAUCGUUCGACCACCAGCGCGACCACAUCCCGUAUCCCCAUAGCGACCAUGGCGGAGAACAGGCUGGCCAAGUGCGCCUCCUGGAGCGGGGACGGGCCCCUGUCCCCGGACCCUAACGAUCUGACGCCAGCGCUGCGCCGCCGCCGCCAGAACGCGGGCGACAAGUACGCGGCCGACCCCGCGCGGGACCUCAACCUGCGCUUCGCGCGCCCGCGCCACCGCCAGCCGCCCGCGCUGCACUCUAGGAGCGGGUCCCGCGGCGUGGCGCUGCUGGCGUCGCCGCCGGGCUCGGGGGCCUCGUCCCCCUCCGCGUCGCCGCCCCCCGCCCCGGGCCCCGCCCCCGGGCCCCCCGCCCCCGGGCCCCCCGCCCCUCCGGCCGCCCCCGCCGAGCCCGCGCCGCACAACGCCGCGCGCGCCAGGAGGUUCCGCCCCCUCUCCAUCGCGCCAUAGGACACCACAAACAGCUGUGACACAGCAGAGGACUUCUAAACACUAACAUAUACACAAGUAUAUCGUUAUACUUGUUAUGUAUACAUUGAGAUUGAGCAUGAGAUUUGACAAGUCAAGGUCGUCGAAUACAGUCCAGAUCAUGCAGAUUAAGUGGUCAAAAAUAUCUAUACACUACUUUAUCGAACACAGAUGUUUCAAUAGUACCAAGGAGAAUUUGAAAUAGAGAUUGUCAAAAAAAAUUGGAGCCACGGUAAAUUUACUGUCAUUUCGACACAUGAUUUAAACUUUUAGAUAUGUGUUAAAGUUGUUAAAUAUCAAAAAAUGGCGCCAUCUUACCGGGCAGUACCCAAAGGUUAUGGUUAUGGCGCCAUCGCUCGAAACGAUGCCGCCAUACCUUUGGUCUUUGAUCUAUUAGAUGGCGCCACUUUUUGAUAUUUAACAACAUUUUUUAUUUUUAUUUAAUCCUUAUUGCACAAUACAUGAAGGUACAAAUGCCGGACUUAAUGCCUUAAGGCAUUCUUUACCAGUCAACCAAUGGGUUAAAUAAGAAAGAUUAAUUAUAACACGUCAAAAUCAAAUGGCGUUCUAAAAGUUUUAAUCAUGUGUCGAAAGACGACAGUAAAUUUACCGUGGCUACAAAGUUUUCUUCGACAAUCGACCUCUAUUUCAAAUUCUCUUUGACAUUACAUAGGCUAUAUUGUUUGCCACAGGUAAUCCGAGCGUGAUUUUAAUACGGUGUCCACUUCCCACACGUUUUUUGGUGGAGUGUAGAUAUUUAUGAGCUUGGCUGUACUCGAGGAAGACAAGCUGUGAUACUGGUAUAUGAUGUUGAUAUCAAGGUAUAGCGAACGAAGAAUUAUAUGACUAGUACUUAUAUUUCAGUGGACCUUUGAGAUUUACGAAACAUAUUUACGUAAAAAGUGGUUUAUUUAUAUUAUAUUUUUUUCCUGAGUCAUGGGUGUUUUAUAUGUAUUUAAGUAUUUAUAAAUAUCGUUGUCUAAAUACCUACAACACAAGCCUUAAUGAGCUUACUGUGGGACUUAGUCAAUUUGUGUAAUAAUAUCCUAUAAUAUUUAUAUAUAUUUUUUAUUUUAUUUGAUUCUGUACGAAGAAGACUUUUGUAAAGUCUUCUUCGUACACACUUAAAACUUGCGUCGUGAUUUAAUUGAUCACCACUCGUUGCGAAUUUCCUAUUUUCUGCACUUGCAUCGUAAAUAACUAUUAUAUUCUCUCAUAUCCCAAAAAUUACUCAUUUUAGUUUAAGUAUAUUACAUAUUUUAUAAACCACUGAAUGAUACAUUAGUUAUAUAAUUCUUCAACGGCCACUGUUAUUUAAGAGUUACGGGAACCUAAAACGGUAUGAAAUGUUGAAAUAAAAAAAUUGUGAUCGACUCGAACCUCAACUUAGAAUAAACCUUAUGUUAUUAAUAUUAAUUAAUAGCUUUUUAAGGGAAUUAACCGAUCUCCAACACUUAUGCUAUAUUUAAUACAAUUUACAAUUACACCUAUUUUAGAUAAAUUACUUUUGAUUCGUUUUCUAAACGAAUACUACCGUCAAUAGUUAUUUACGAUGCAAAUGCGAAAAAUAGGAAAUUACGUUAGCAUAUUACGUUACUGUGUCGCACAUUUAAAGGGCCAUAUGUACUGUAAAACGUUGUACGAUACAUGUGCGAAUAGGUAAUUCGCAACUCGUGUUGAUUUAAAACACUCCCUUCGGUCGUGUUUUAAUUUAUCGCCACUCGUUUCGAAUUUCCUAUUUUUCGCACUUGUAUCGUAAUGUACUAUUACAGUACAUAUGGUGCUUUACCGCACUAGUGCGAUAAUUACCUAUGUCGAAAAUUUAAAGGGCCAUGUGUAUUGUAAAAGUGUUUUACGAUGCAUGUGCGAAUAAGUAAUUCGUAACUUGUGUCGAUUUAAAACACUCCCUUCGGUCGUGUUUUAAUUUAUCUCCAUUUUUGCACUUGCAUCGUAAUGUACUAUUAAUGUAUAAUAUGUGUAAAGGUGGCUGUAUACAUCGUGUCAUUCACGAAGACGUGUGUAUUAUCAUGUUAUUAAAGGUUAAAUUUGAUAAAUCUGCGCGUCAUCUUGGAUGACACGAAUUACAUCGUCAUCUAAAGCAUUGUUUCACUACUUAAGAGCGCUCCAAACUUGGACUCACAAGAAUUUAUAAUAUGCCAGCCAAAUAACGACCUUAAUCUUUUUGUCGCCAUUGACUUGAUAUAAAGUCAGUACAUUUGCCCCACACGCCACGAUCUUAACCUUUUUGUCGCCAGUGACUUGAUAUAGUCAGUACAUUUGCCCCACACGCCACGAUCUUAACCUUUUUGUCGCCAGUGACUUGAUAUAAAGUCAGUACAUUUGCCCCACACGCCACGAUCUUAACCUUUUUGUCGCCAGUGACUUGAUAUAAAGUCAGUACAUUUGCCCCACACGCCACGAUCUUAACCUUUUUGUCGCCAGUGACUUUAUAUAAAGUCAGUACAUUUGUCCCACACGCCACGACUUCAUAUCAAGUCGUGGUUUUGGUCAGGUUUGUCGUGCAAUUUUUGACGUGGCGUUGAUGAAACUAUUACUUCAUUGGCGUUGCGGUGAAAAGGUUAAAUUUUAAAUUUAGAAUUGAAUUCGUUUUUUCCAAAAUUGUAUCGGUUGUCAGUGGGAAGCGGUUAACCGUAGACCUCUGUCGUGUAUAACCGUCGCGUCUAAACGUUUUGGACUGCAAACUACGUCGCUUAACGCAUUCACUGCCAUUGACGCAUAUAUGCGUUCACCGUCAUACAAGUUUGCCGCGCCCCCUAGCAGUGAAUGCGUUAACUUUCAUAAUAUAUUCGGAUAUGCUUUCAAAACGCAGGUGCUUUAAUAUGAUUUUAUAAAAGAAAAAAAGAAAAAAACGACUGGUUUUUAUAUGAAAAAAAAAACUUGUAUAAGUAUAGCAUAUACGCUUGGUGAGGUAACAAAAAGACUAUUUUCUAGAAGUGGUUCUGCAGCGUAUUAGAGACAUAUCAUACACAGUCAAAAUUGAUAAUUUUUCGGUAUUAAUAUUUUUUUUUCAAAACCAGAUAUAAACAUUCUUCUUAAAGAAGUAAAUAUAAUAAUCUCCUAAGGCCCAAGGUCCUACCUGUAGUACUUACGUUCGAUGAAAUUUAAAUCAUAUUCAAUUGGAACAAUCACUUUUGCAUUGUUUCGUUCAGUUUUGAAACAAUGCAAAAUCAACUUUAUUUCCUACACAUUAGGUUCAAAUUUCAGUGGUAAGUUUCUGGGCCUUAGGAGGACAUUAGUUGUAAUAGUUGAAACGCUCUCACCACUUCUAGUGAUACCUGUGUUAAUGAAAUACGAUGAAGCAGUUUUAGGGUAAUAUUAUAGGACUCGCUUCCCCGAGCUAAAUGUUACAUUGCAAUGUAAGAUUAAAUUUCUUAGUUAUGGCAAAGAGAAUAAAGAAGACCAAGAGUGCUCACUCCAUACAACGGUUUUGUUACCAAAAAUACUGUUAUUUUCGUAGUCUACAUCUAGCGUCAAGUAGCGAACCUCUGUACUGCUACUCGACAAUAGAUGUCGCGGCUAACAAAAAGUCUAAUGCUCUCAACGAUUUUCCGCUAAUAUCUACUCUUCUCCUCCGCUCCUAUGCUUACUCUGAUUAUAAUAUUAGCUACUGUAGUAGUACUGAGAGUUCCGCUACUUGACGCUAGAUGUAGACUACGAAAAUGAUAGUAUUUUUGGUAACAAAACCGUUGUAUAGAGUGAGCACUCUUGGUCUUCUUAAUUAUCUUUGGUUAUGGCCAUUGGCAAUGAUUUAAAAAAGAUUGAAUUGAAAACUCUAAUGUUUGAAUCUUUCAGAAAAAACGGUAAAGUAUUGCCAACUUUUUUUAAUAUUUUUAUUGUAGCCUGGUGCAUAAGCCUGCGGUCAUUGUGUACAAAUUGAACUUAAAUGUAAAAUUGUAAGCUACCGUAAGCAUCAAGGCAUUGGAAUAGUUUUGCUAGCUAAAAUUUCUGUGCAAAAAAUACAGUUACGAAACUGUUUUCUAGUAAUUUGAAAACUAUAAGCAUUGAGUCGCUUAUUUUGGUGCAUACGCAACGUCAAUUGCGUCGUUUUAGUGAUGAAUAUUACAAAUAAAAUCGUUCGUUUUUUAGCAAUAGAAAGGAGGUAGGCGAUUUUAAAGUGUUUUUUAUUGAAAAACACGUUUGAAGAAGUCACGGCAAAUAUGUAACAAUUAUAAAUCAUAUACGAUCAUUUACAUUAUUUUGCUUUCAUUAGUAAUAGUUACUGAUUUUUAACCUUUUGACCGCCUAAGACGUCAUAUGACGCGCGCGGCUACAGCCCAAUAUUAACCUUCAUGCGUACCAACAAGGUUCACGAUUACGCGCCGCGUGCGAUAGGCGUGGCGUUCAAAAGGUUAAAAAGAGUUUUUCUUAAAAAGUGUCAAGAUUGUUUACCUUUUCUCUAAUGCUAAAUAAACAAGUUUACGCAAUUUCGCGUACGCCAGUAUUUUCUGAUUUGAAGUGAAAAACUUGAUAUGAUGCCGUGAUAUCACGUCAUACGCAACAAAAUGUCAAUCAUAUUUUUACCCACAUGAUAACGACAAAUAUAAUUGUAAUAUAGUAACUAAAGUGGCACAGUUGAGCUUAUGGUUAAUCUAUUCAUUAUUUAUAAUAUUAAUGGUACAUAUGUACUUGCAUAUAAAUAUAACAUUUCUUACAUCCUUCCAAUGAAAUUACGUCGUAGGUAAGUAUGCGACUACUUUUUGUAAUGAAUCUUACAGAUUGGGUUUAUAAAGCGAAUUUGAACCUUUUGCCAAUCCACGAGAGUCGAUAUUCCUUUGCCGCCGCUGACGGCAUAUGCCGUCGUUUUUUUUAGUAAUAGUAGAAGUUUGUAUUUUAUAUGCAAGUACAUUUUAUUCAUCUCGAAAUGUAUAUAGUGUUUUGAAUAAUUUAAUUUAAUUGGCUUAUAUAAAUAUAAGACUUAUCGCUCAUUAUUUAUUUGACAGGUGCUAGUUUUGUAUAGCCUAACUUUUCGUCGAGUAUUUUGACAGGAAAUGUCAAAUCGACCAUUUUCCUUCAGCUUUUGACUCGGUGUCCAUAUUAAUCCCUAGUCUUGUCUCUUUCACGCGUACGUUAAUAAUUAUGUGGUUAAAAAGAGAUGCAUAUUUUGAAAUAAAGAAAUAGUUGUAUGCUAAAUUUAAUUUUAGGUGCUACUGAUUUUAAAAUCAUGAGUUGAAAUGACAGUUCUUUUACGGAAAAAUGUACAGAGAGGUUUGCUUUAAUGUUAAAAAAAGGAGAUUAUUUAUUUGAUUAUUUUGCGGCUUAAAUGGUCACUAAUAUUUAUUUUAAUAACAAGGUGUAAUGUUCAAAAUAAAUUGUUAUUAUCAAAUUGUUACUUAAUAUCUAUCGUGGCUUAAGAGUGAAUAUUAUUAGGGAAUUUUCGAAAAAAAAAAAAAACACUUUCUUGAAUAAUAUUAAGCGUUGCUUUUGAAUGAACUGAUUGAAGUGGCUCGAGAUUCGAGAAAGUCGAAAAUUCUAACUUUCGUUAAUAGAAAGUUGGAUUUUAGUCGAAAAUGCAGGGAUGACUGUGUAUCCUAUUUGAAGGAGUGUAUAAAAAAAGAUAUUUUUCAAAUGUGGAAUUUUGAAGGGAUUUCGCUGUGGUUUUUAAAUGUAUCUCAAGGUAUCGAUGUUGCACUUUUAUUCUUUUAAAUUUAAAUAAAUAAUAUUAAAGUAUUUAUAUCAAAUGAAAGCAUUUAACUUAAUUUUCAAUGCAUUUCGAAUACUAUUCUUUUCACAUAAUACUCAUUUCAUGAUAAUUCAAAUGAAAUGACAAUUGUUAUUUCCUAUUGCUUUUAAUUUGUCUUUGAAUUGUUUUUAAAUACUUUAAUAUUAUUAAUUCGAUCUAUACAUAUGUAUAAAAUGGAUAUAAUAGUAAUUAUACGUAGAUGCCAUUAAAUUCUAGUCUUGCUGCGUAGUCUUAGAACGAGAAUAUAUGUAAUAAAUAAUUAAUACAAAUAAUAUUUAGUAAUUAAUUAUGAUAUUAAACGAGAGAAAAGGUUGACGCACCUGGAUUGGUUUACACUAGCAACACAGAGUAUUGUUGCCAGUGUGGAAAAGUCCGAAAAAUGUUGCUGAUUUAAAUUCGCUUUUGAAAGCGCGUUCGGUUUCUAUAUGUAUAUUAAACUCAUCUGUAACUAAACUAUUUCCUUAUAUGGGUACAUUUAAAUAGCGAUUAAUAUUUUACUUGAAAAAUAAAAUGUGUCAAACCACCAAACCCCUUGAACGCCACAGACGGCAAUAGCCGUCAAAGGUUAAAAUUAACCCGAUAAAAUAGCCGUGGCGAUAAAAAUCUGCAAGUAUGGUCAAGUAUCGCUUCUGAAUUUGUAAUUAAUGAAAUUAAAGGUGUUGGCAUACUACGGAUGCAGGAAGAAAGUGAUAUAUUUUUAAUUUAAUCCAGCUACAGAUGAGUUCAUUAUGUUAUACCUCAUUUAAUAUAUUUAAUUAGUGGAGAGUACUUCUAUAUACUCAAAAAUAUCACGACAAGAAUCUGUUACUACUUGCCUUUUUAUUUACUUAGGGUCUAUAAAUAGUUAACAAAAAUAUAAAUUCUGUUCCAAAAAUUUAAAAAUACAACUUAAUUUAACCGGGGUGAAUAGGGACAGCUGGGGAGAAUAGGGACACAACUUAAACUUCUUAGAAAAUACUUAUACAAAUUAUAUCAUUCUAUUGAACAUAAUGUCGAUUUUGUAUGAUACAAUUUGUGUAACUAUGUUGUUAGAAAUUGACAGGUAAUAUUAAUCACAUUUUAAGUUUUGUCUCUAUUCACCCCAGCCGUCCGUAUUCACCCCGUUUGACAGUACCUAUUUGUAUGUGUCAAUGCGUAGAGUAUCCGUAUCUUUAGAUUUCGGGAAGAGAAAAGAUAAAUUAGGAUAUUUAAAUGACUCCAAAAAGGUAGAUUUUCCAUGAAAAACAGUUUUCUUUACUAAUUUGAUAUAAUAAAUAGGGUAUGGAAAAACCGACGCAUUACAAUUCUAGUCUAUGGCCGCUUCCGUCUCUUAAAUUUUAUCAUUAAAAAAUGAGACAUUAUUUUUGUCAAAUGUAUAAAAAAUGUUAAUAAGUAUAGGGCUCUUUUUUAAAACAUUGUCUGUGAGCGGUUUUUUUAUGGACGCACGCUCGGUUAACGUUUUAUUUUGCCAUAUUUUUUUACAUUUACCGAAAUAUGCACAAUAAAAUUUUAAUAAAAGGUAAUUUGUCCUUUCA
Messenger RNA from Cydia pomonella (codling moth), 12519 nucleotides. It is a transcript of the gene Asator, whose product is annotated as SH3 and multiple ankyrin repeat domains protein 1. The transcript has 31 exons. Gene Ontology annotation, cellular component: cytoplasm; nucleus. Gene Ontology annotation, biological process: signal transduction; peptidyl-serine phosphorylation. Gene Ontology annotation, molecular function: protein serine/threonine kinase activity; ATP binding. Lineage: Eukaryota; Metazoa; Arthropoda; Insecta; Lepidoptera; Tortricidae. The record is from RefSeq and is a predicted model, not a curated record. Bases 856 to 5286 code for a protein of 1476 amino acids.